GCUUCCUCCCAUGGACGCGCCAUGUCGUGCUUGUGCUUUGGGGCUCCGUGUUGGACUCGUACGCAGUGCAAACUCCCAACACCCUUUUUUUAAUGCCAUCCUCCCCAUCCUGCCUUCUUUUCCUGCCCUCGACUUUCCCUCGUUCACUUGACAAUAUAUAUCAUCAAAAAAGAGCAGUCACCAUUUCUUGUUGUGGUGUCGCUCCUCCCUCGCUAUUUAUCAUUUAAUUAUCCUUCUGUUGGGAAUCCUCACUCUCUUGGAUCCUAACCCUUGAUUAAUUUUGUCUUCUCUGCCAAACGGGCGACCAUUACUACCAUUUUUGACGAGACACUGAGCUCCAAACGAGACUUCUAUCUGCAAGGACUACCGUUAACUCUCUCAUCAUGCGUACUUCCACUAUCGCCGCCCUCGCUUUGGGUGCUGGUGUAGCUUCAGCGGCUACCGUGAAGCGAGCGAGCUCCAUCACCUCUGUGACGGUCAAGGGCAAUGCUUUCUUUGCCGGCAAUGAUCGCUUCUACAUUCGUGGCGUCGACUACCAGCCUGGUGGCUCCUCCAAUGUCGCCGACCCUAUCGCCGACGUGGAUGGCUGCAAGCGAGACAUCGCGGAAUUCAAGAAGCUGGGUCUGAACACUAUUCGUGUCUACACUGUCGACAACACAGCCAAUCAUGAUGAGUGUAUGAGUGCUUUGGCAGAUGCUGGCAUCUACCUUGUACUCGACGUCAAUACCCCCAAGUACUCUUUGAACCGAGCGGAUCCCAACCCCUCCUAUAACGACGUGUACCUGCAAAGCAUCUUUGCAACCAUUGACGAUUUCCAAAAGUAUGACAACGUUUUGGCCUUCUUCUCUGGCAAUGAAGUUAUCAACGACCCCGAGUCUUCAGCCGCUGCUCCUUAUGUCAAGGCUGUCACUCGUGACAUGAGACAAUACAUCCGCAACCGAGGCUACAGAACAAUCCCCGUUGGGUACUCUGCCGCUGAUGUUAGUGAGAACCGUUUGGAAAUGGCUGAAUACAUGAACUGCGGUACUUCCGACGAACGAUCUGAUUUCUUUGCUUUCAACGAUUACUCAUGGUGCGACCCUUCGUCUUUCACUCAGUCUGGUUGGGAUCAGAAGGUCAAGAACUUCACUGGAUACGGUCUUCCUCUUUUCCUGUCCGAGUAUGGCUGCAACACCAACACCCGUGAGUUCCAGGAAGUCGAGUCCCUCUACAGCACUCAAAUGACUGGUGUUUACUCCGGCGGUCUUGUCUACGAAUACUCUCAGGAGCCCUCUAACUAUGGUCUUGUGGAGAUCAAUGGCAAUUCGGUUUCUGAACUUCCCGACUUCUCGGCACUUCAGUCUCAAUUCUCCAAGACCCCUAACCCACAAGGCGAUGGUGGUUACAACUCGACUGGUGGUGCCUCUGGAUGCCCGGCCUACAACAACCCCAACUGGCUUGUCAAGACCGACGCCCUUCCAGCUAUCCCCGAGGGUGCUAAGAAGUUCAUGACCUCUGGUGCUGGUAAAGGUCCAGGUCUUUCGGGUGCUGGCUCUCAGAAUGCUGGUGGUGCCUCUACCGGAACCGCCACUGCUGGUAGCGGACAAGCUAGCCAAACGGGUUCCUCCAGUGGUGGCUCGUCCACCUCAUCUUCAACCAACGGUGCCAUCGCCAUGGCGGUUCCAGAAUGGUCUUUCGCUCCUAUGGUCUGCGGUGCUGUUUUGGUCAUGUCAUCUCUCUUCGGUGCUACACUGUUGUAGACUGGCAUAGCACUUUUUGUACAAGAAAUUCGUUUCUACAUGGAAAACCAGAUGAGCCUCUUUUGAAAUGAGGGGGGCGGACGAAAAUACAUACGUGUUGUCUCUCUUUUUUUGGUCUGAACAGAAGAAAUCGACAAGGUUGCAGGGAGUGACUUAACAAGGAGGCGUUUAUCAACAUUGGCCUGAAACAUACCUAGGAAGGUAGUUUUUGGGGGGAUGCUUUUCCUUAUGCAAUAGACUUUGCGUUUUGGUAGUCAAAUAAUUGAUCAGAAACAUGAUUAGUAUGAUUGAG
Exophiala oligosperma is the source of this 2031-nucleotide messenger RNA. RefSeq names its product 1,3-beta-glucanosyltransferase gel1. Lineage: Eukaryota; Fungi; Ascomycota; Eurotiomycetes; Chaetothyriales; Herpotrichiellaceae. Gene Ontology annotation, molecular function: 1,3-beta-glucanosyltransferase activity. Gene Ontology annotation, biological process: fungal-type cell wall (1->3)-beta-D-glucan biosynthetic process. The transcript is spliced from 2 exons. Bases 384 to 1739 code for a protein of 451 amino acids. The record is from RefSeq and is a predicted model, not a curated record. Gene Ontology annotation, cellular component: cytoplasm; fungal-type cell wall.